This is a messenger RNA of Venustampulla echinocandica, 1434 nucleotides long. Its product is annotated as putative hexokinase. Bases 1 to 1434 code for a protein of 477 amino acids. The record is from RefSeq and is a predicted model, not a curated record. Gene Ontology annotation, biological process: glycolytic process; glucose 6-phosphate metabolic process; intracellular glucose homeostasis. NCBI's taxonomy places the organism in Eukaryota, Fungi, Ascomycota, Leotiomycetes, Helotiales, Pleuroascaceae. The transcript has 5 exons. Gene Ontology annotation, molecular function: ATP binding; D-glucose binding; glucokinase activity. Gene Ontology annotation, cellular component: cytosol; mitochondrion.
AUGGCCGACGUGCCAAGGGACCUGCUGCAGGAGAUCAAGAGACUCGAGGACUUGUUCACCGUUGACAAGGCCAAGCUGAAGAAGAUUACCGACCAUUUCGUCUCCGAGCUUGCAAAAGGCUUGAGCAAGGAAGGGGGUUCAAUCCCUAUGAAUCCGACAUGGUGCAUGUCCUUUCCAACAGGGUUUGAGACUGGAAGGUUCUUGGCUCUUGAUAUGGGCGGAACCAACCUACGAGUCUGCGAAAUUACUCUGACCGACGAAAAGUCCGAGUUUGAGAUUCUUCAGUCAAAAUACCGCAUGCCCGAGGAACUCAAGUCUGGGGAUGCUGACGAACUUUGGGAAUAUGUUGCUGACUGCGUUCAACAAUUUAUCGAGACUCACAAAUUAACUGAUGAAAUGGACACAUUGCAUCUUGGUUUUACAUUCUCUUACCCGGCUACUCAAAACUAUAUCAACCAUGGUAUUCUUCAGCGCUGGACAAAGGGGUUUGACAUAAAGGGCGUCGAGGGUGAGGACGUGGUUCCCAUGUUUGAGGCAGCCAUUGCCAAGAGAGGAGUCCCCAUCCACCUUACUGCUCUGGUCAAUGACACAACUGGCACUUUGAUUGCAUCUGCAUAUACAGACACUAGAAUGAAGAUUGGCUGUAUCUUCGGUACUGGUUGUAAUGCCGCUUAUAUGGAGGAUUGCGGCUCGAUUCCGAAGCUAGCUCACAUGAAUCUGCCCCCUGAAACUCCCAUGGCCAUCAACUGUGAGUGGGGUGCUUUCGAUAAUGAAGGGAAGAUUUUACCAAAAACUCCAUACGAUGUUAUCGUCGACCAGGACUCUCCGCGUCCGGGCCAGCAGGCGUUCGAGAAGAUGAUUGCUGGUCUCUAUCUGGGCGAGAUAUUCCGACUCGUCUUAGUCGAUCUACACGAUAACAAGAAUGUCCACAUCUUCGAGGGCCAGAACAUUGACAAGCUCCGAAAGGCAUAUACUUUGGACUCUUCCUUUCUCUCUAUGAUCGAGGAGGACCCCUGGGAGAAUCUGUCGGAAACAAAGGACCUCUUCCAAACCAAGCUUCUACUUUCUGCGACUCAUCCAGAACUCGAAUUGAUCCGUCGCCUUGCGGAGUUGAUCGGCACACGUGCAGCUCGCCUUGCUUCUUGUGGUGUUGCCGCAAUUUGCAAGAAGAAAGGCUACGAGACAUGCCACGUCGGCGCGGAUGGUUCUGUCUUCAAUAAAUACCCGCACUUCAAGCAGCGCGGGGCAGAUGCUCUGCGGGAGAUCCUCGACUGGCCAGAGAAGAAGAACCCUAAAGACGAAGACCCAAUCGAGAUUCUGGCCGCCGAGGAUGGCUCAGGUGUAGGCGCGGCGUUGAUUGCAGCACUGACGCUCGAGCGGGUCAAGGCAGGAAACGGCGCUGGUGUCAUGGCCCCGGAGACCUUCAAGAAGUAG